Priceomyces carsonii is the source of this 1032-nucleotide messenger RNA. RefSeq names its product dolichyl-diphosphooligosaccharide--protein glycotransferase. Lineage: Eukaryota; Fungi; Ascomycota; Pichiomycetes; Serinales; Debaryomycetaceae. The record is from RefSeq and is a predicted model, not a curated record. Bases 1 to 1032 code for a protein of 343 amino acids. The transcript has a single exon. Gene Ontology annotation, cellular component: oligosaccharyltransferase complex.
AUGCGUGCUUCAAUUAUUCAUUUCAUUUCUGCUCUCGUGUUUUUCGUUGGGCUCUCAAUUGCGGGCCUUUCAAGCGAAGAGCUAUUGGAAUUGACCCGAAAGAGUGGGAAAUCAAGAACAAUUGAGAUUGACGAGCUGAAUUAUCAAAGUAUAUUAGGUGGUAAGAGAGAUUAUCAUUUGAUUCUUUUACUUUCCUCGACAAGUCCCCAAAUUAACUGUGCAUUGUGUAAUGAGCUCAAGCCAGAGUUUGAACUAGUUGCUUCUUCUUGGUUUGCUGAUCAUCCAAAUGGAUUAUCGGAAAAAGAAUUGGAAAGUGAAGAUGAAUCUACAGACACAAGGAAAAACAUCUACUUUGCAUAUUCGGAAUACUUCAACUCAAAGAGUCUAUUUGCAACGUACAAAUUGAAUAGCAUUCCAAAAAUUUUUUAUUUUUCACCUACCUCAAAUCCAGAUCCGCAGAACUUUGUUAAAGAAUAUGAUGAUUACCAAUUCUACGUCGGUGGUCACGCGGACUUACUUGCUAACUACAUCACUAAAGUCACAGGUUUCAAGGUCAAUCUUUAUGUUCCUAUCAAUUAUAAUAGAAUUGCUACCAAUGUAGUAGUAACAUUUGUUGUCGCUUUAUUAGUAUUCAAAUUCAAAAGUCAGGUUUUACAGCUCAUCACAUCGAAGACCUUAUGGAGCUCAGCAUCUCUCGUGGGCAUCUUAUUCCUCAUAUCUGGUUACAUGUUCAAUCAAAUUCGUGGUGUUCCUUAUGUUAGAGAACAUCAAAAUGGAGCGGUUGAAUAUUUUCUAGCCGGUCAGCAGAAUCAGUUAGGCAUCGAGACUCAGAUUAUAGCCUUUAUCUACGGAAUCCUUGGAGUUUUGGUCGUCGUAUUACUGAAAAAAGUGCCUGAAAUACAUAACGCUCAGCUCAAUGUCGUCGCAGUUAUAAUUGUCAGUGGAUUGAUAUUUGUAUUCUACAGUAUUUUACUAUCGAUUUUUGGGCUCAAGGGUAUGGGUUAUCCUUACAAAUUCAUCUCCUUCUUUUAA